Aspergillus melleus is the source of this 3897-nucleotide messenger RNA. RefSeq lists its product as uncharacterized. NCBI's taxonomy places the organism in Eukaryota, Fungi, Ascomycota, Eurotiomycetes, Eurotiales, Aspergillaceae. The transcript has 2 exons. Gene Ontology annotation, biological process: lipid metabolic process. The record is from RefSeq and is a predicted model, not a curated record. Bases 240 to 3824 code for a protein of 1194 amino acids.
GCAGUUGAUCUACACGCCGCUUGUUUGCCAGUCAGGAACCUUCCACUGACGCAACUUUUGGCUGGCUGAAGUCGAGAACUUCCCCCCUCGGUCCCUGGCCCUCUCUUAUCUAUCAAGCAAAUCAAAUGUGCCAACGCAAGUAAUCUGGCACUAGGAUUUCAUCCGCUCAUGGCUGUGAUUUACUUUUCUCUCGAUGCGACAAACAAGUCCCGCUCGACUUUGUACUUCACCGUCUCGAAAUGUCUCGACUUUGGGGCUACAUACCCCUGUUAAGGCGAGCUGAUCCUGGGCCUCGACCCGACGGGGAUGUGGAUGUGACCCUUCAUGACGGUGCUAGUCAUGCACCCGCGACUUCAGGAAUGACCCUACUUCCGCGGCCAGUUGCCUCCGUGGUAUCAUUCCUGACGCAAUCCACAUCGCUCUCGCUCCGCGUGGGUUCGUUUUUUGGUGGUGUCGCCCUUGAUGGGGCUAGAGUCACGACUUUGACAGGGUUGGAGCUCAGUAGAGCAAUUAUCGAAGGAGUCUUAACGAGGGCCGGGCGCGACGUUGCAAUUCGCAGUAGCGAGCAUGGCAAAGCAGAGGCCGAAUCGUUGCUGGAGAGAAGUCUCGCUGCUCUACACACGACAGUCACGUCUGCUUCUUUCUUUGCGGCUGCCACGUUCCACAUGUCAUCUACAACUCUCUCUUCUGCCACGCAUAUGUCUCAGGCUCUCUUGUCCAGUCUCGAUGCCACUUUGGGCUCGACGGAAUCUUCUAGAGCCAUCGCGGCAAUCAUAACGCUCAUCCGACGGGAGUUUCGCAGCCCGACUAUUGAUGCCGGCACGGAAAAAGUCGGCGUUGGUGACCUUUUGGUUGGCACUGUCGGCUUCGCCAUGCUACAACGAUGGGGCAGGAAAAGCACCGAGAGACACAUCCAUGAUAACGGUGGAGACGAGACUAUCUGGGACGUUGUCAUCCUUGAUAAUGGAUUGCGAGCAGAUGUGGUUGGGUCUCACCAGCUUGAACCGGUACGGUAUAGAAAUAAUGACUUGGGUGAAGAGACCAAACGCUCGUCAUUCUUAUCUCCUGGACAAGAUGAGGAGGCCUUCGAUGCCGUACAGCGUCCUAGGAGCAUGGCUGAUACAACGGAGCGGCCUUUCCUGACUCUACCUCCGGGAAACCAGAGCGAGGUGUCAGAUGAAGAUAUCCGCUUGUACAUAAUGAGCCAGCUUCCGCGUGGCUGCAGAGCUUCAAUCAAAACCGACUGGGUAACAGCACGCACCAUUACCGUUGAUGUAUUUGAUGAUGACACUGCCGAAAUCGCGCCUCCACCAGGGACGAUGAUGGUUGAAGAAAGGUUUCAUGAUGAUCAAGCUCUGAGCACGACGACGGGCCAACAGCAACUUCCUAGACACACUGUUGUGUUUAGAACGGCGUUUAACAAGUCACAAUGCGCAGACGUCUCUAGUCUACGCGGACAUGGCCCUGAGCUGGAACCACCGAGUUCUUCGGUUACGACACCUCGAGCACACGGCAACACAGAAGUGCCGCCAGAUAUUCAACCAGAAAUCAUUGAAAAUAGCUCCGCCAACAUAACGAACAACCGGUCACCGCCGGACGGCAGCCUUUCUCCUACAAGAAAGUCAAAACAUCCCGCUCACAACCGCAACAGUCUUCCAUCAGGUCCAAGCUCGCCGUCUUCUUCUCGUGAUCGAACAGUGCAAACUACUAGGCAUAAUGCUGAGAACAGGAAUCUUGCCGGGCCUUCUCGUCUAUCAGACAGCUCGGAAACAAGCCCCAAGGCUACAUUUGGAAAAGGCUCCCUGUUAAAAUUUGCACAAAAGGUUAAGCCAACUCACGCUGAGAAGAGUGAGGCUGCUAGGCGACCAUUACCCAAACCACCAUCGGACAAAUCCAACGUACAAUCUCUUUCAACGAGCUCUGGUCAGCAAAGCAAGGCACCCAGACUCCCGAUCCCUGAAAAAAAAUUUUCAGCACAAGGGCCUGAGUCGAAGCUUGGUUCUGGCGAAAGGCCACACAAGGGUCCAUCGCCUGCUAAGCCUACGUCUAUAGCCAACAGAGGGUUACAAAGAUCACCCCCAUCACACAACUCUGGGGGUCUUUCCUCCUCUCCAACCACGCGCCGCGACAACGCAAGAGGCGCGAGGAGUGGAAGAAAUUCAGGGACAGGGUAUUACUCCGUCUACGAGAAGAACCAAGAGUCUUUUGUCACCCAAACAGAUGCUUAUUCUCUUCGUUCAAUGGAUUCCCGAUCGAAAUCCCCAGCCACGAUGAGAGCGCAUGUUCGCAGUAGCAGCUCUAUGUCUCUGACAAGGUCCGAGAACGACAUGACUUUGUCUGUCAAUGGAGAUAGCCGCCCGGGCUCUUCUUAUAUGCAUGAAAGAUCCAAUUCAUACUCUCCUGGUUUGUAUUCAUUGGCCACAGCGGGCUCGGAGACGUCAUUGAUACUUGCUCAUCGCUCGCGCAAGAGCACAUAUGAUGACAUCGCCACCAUUCAAGCAUUGAACCGAGAUGGCAUGGUUCCCGGUAUCUUUCCUCAAAAGCAUUUCGUGCAAAAUAUUCGGCGCUUUUGUCGUUUCUCUUCUGCUUCUUACGGUUCCAAUGCUCUCAAAGUCAUGGGAGUUCCGCGAGCGUCAAACGCCCUUCCUUAUCAAGAGUCAGAUAGUCGAGAGCAUGCCGAUUUCUCGGACCAUACAGGGCUACCAGCUUCUACUAUUCUUCUUUCAUCAUUUGUUGACACCGCUGGUGGGACCAAUGCAGCUGGAGAAACCGACAGUGGCUACCCUCUUGUUCAUUAUCUCUUUUUGGAUCAUGAAUCGAAGGCUGUUGUUCUAACUUUAAGAGGCACCUGGGGUUUUGAAGACGUCCUUACCGACAUGACCUGUGAUUAUGAUGAUCUUAUGUGGCAAGGGAAAAGCUGGUCAGUCCACAAGGGAAUGCAUGCAUCUGCGAAGCGUCUUCUGAUGGGCGGAGGUGGAAAAGUCAUGAUCACUAUAAGGGCAGCCCUGGACGAAUUUCCCGAGUACGGCGUGGUAUUCUGCGGUCAUUCAUUGGGCGGAGGAGUGGCUGCACUCCUGGCGACAAUGAUUUCGGAACCCAAUAACGAAGAACCCGGGACUUCUUUCAUGACUGCUACUCAGCACACCAGCAAGAAACGCUUGCUCCUAACUGAUCACGGGGAGAUAACCGACCACGCAGCCUACUACCUUCCUUCAGGGCGCCCCAUACACGUUUACGCAUAUGGUCCUCCUGCGACCAUGUCCCCUUUCCUUCGACGUGCAACCCGCGGAUUGAUUACAACGGUAGUAAAUGGCCAAGACGUGGUUCCAAGUCUUUCCCUGGGCAUUUUGCACGACAUGCAUACUGUAUCCGUGGCAUUCAAGGACGAUACUUCCGGAGCCAGAUCACACGUGCGCGGUCGCUUUUGGGAUGAUAUUCGACAGAGUAUCUUGAACAAGUUCUAUGUGAAUGAACCGCCUAUGAUUUUGAAUGCUGGCGAUGGCCUCGGAGAAGAUGUCUGGGCAUGGCGGACACUAAAAAUGCUCCGGGAAGAGAUGAUUGCACCUAAACUGAUGCCUCCUGGAGAGGUUUUUGUAGUUGAGACCAUGCGCGUUCUUCAGCGAAGCGCAUUCACAACUGAUAUGGGUUCGGACGGACACCCGCAACUCGGACGCCCGGCGACGCGAGUACAACUGAAGUUCAUUCGGGAUGUUGAGUCCUUCUUUGGGGAGCUAAGAUUCGGUUCCGGCAUGUUCAGUGACCACAACCCGGCAAGAUAUGAGGCUAGCCUUGCCGCUCUCGCACGAGGCAUUUUGGAUGAUUAAUGAGUUAUGAGCUAUUUUCUCUCUCUUGGAUAAACGGGAAACGACAUUUCUUUUGGAUCUGAACACUCGGACA